Mangifera indica (mango) is the source of this 2153-nucleotide messenger RNA. RefSeq names its product probable WRKY transcription factor 20. The coding region runs from base 72 to 1784 and encodes 570 amino acids. Gene Ontology annotation, molecular function: sequence-specific DNA binding; DNA-binding transcription factor activity. NCBI's taxonomy places the organism in Eukaryota, Viridiplantae, Streptophyta, Magnoliopsida, Sapindales, Anacardiaceae. The record is from RefSeq and is a predicted model, not a curated record. The transcript is spliced from 6 exons. Gene Ontology annotation, biological process: regulation of DNA-templated transcription.
CCAAACUCGCAACUCUCUUCUCCUCACUCUCUCUCCCACGCGCACAGAGACGAAAACUUUUUUCCUUUCCAAUGGAGGCGACUGAGGUUCGACUUGGAGGGUACGACGCCGUUCUGGACACGGCCGAUCCGCCACGUGUCUGUUCCACCGUUGACACCGCCUCCGCAAGUGUUGGAGCUAGGUACAAGCUCAUGUCGCCGGCCAAGCUGCCGAUCUCGCGCUCUCCCUGCAUUACGAUCCCUCCUGGACUCUCGCCGACGUCGUUUUUGGAAUCCCCGGUUCUUCUCUCUAAUGUCAAGGCCGAACCUUCCCCAACCACCGGUUCACUUUUUAAGCCUCAAACAGUGCAUGCAUCUGCUGGUUCUGGUACAUAUUUGGCUACAACAGUUUGUUCCCAUGCAUCAAGGGAAAGAGAAUCCAGCUGUUUUGAGUUUAGACCCAAUUCUGGAUCAAAUAUGGUUCCUGCAGAUCUUAGCCGCCAAAGAAACGAACAAUAUAUGCAAACAGAAGGUCAAUGCCAAAAUCUGUCUCUUGCUUCGCCUACCAUUAAGAGUGAGAUGGCCAUCUCAUCAAAUGAGUUGAGUCUAUCAGCACCAGUUCAGAUGGGUACUUCAGGGGCUACUGUGCCUCUUGAAGUUGAUGCAGAUGAUCUAAAGCAGAUAGAGAACCCAAGUGCUGCAAUCCAGACAUCACAUUCUGACCACAAAGGAAAUGGGACUUCUAUGACAUCUGAUGAUGGAUAUAAUUGGCGUAAAUAUGGUCAGAAGCUUGUUAAAGGGAGUGAAUUCCCACGCAGUUAUUACAAGUGUACACAUCCUAAUUGUGAAGUGAAAAAGCUAUUUGAGCGCUCUCAUGAUGGACAUAUAGCAGAGAUAAUAUACAAGGGAACACAUGAUCAUCCUAAACCUCAGCCAAGCCGUCGAUAUUCUGCUGGUACUAUCAUGUCCAUCCAAGAUGAAAGAGCUGACAAGCUUUCAUCCCUAACUGGUCGAGAUGACAAGUCAGCCAGCAUUUAUGGUCAGAUGUCUAAUACCGUGGAGCCAAAUGUUGUAUCUGACCUGUCACCUGCAGCCGCAAAUGAUGAUGGUGCAGAAGGGGCUGAGGGUGAUGAUGAUGAUCCAUUUUCCAAACGGAGAAAGAUGGACACCAUGAUGGCUGAUGUCACUUCAGUGGUGAAGCCUAUCCGGGAACCACGUGUUGUUGUUCAGACACUUAGUGAGGUUGAUAUACUAGAUGAUGGAUAUAGGUGGCGCAAAUAUGGGCAGAAAGUGGUGAGAGGGAAUCCUAAUCCCAGGAGCUAUUACAAGUGCACAAAUGCUGGAUGCCCAGUUAGAAAGCAUGUGGAGAGGGCAUCACAUGAUCCAAAAGCGGUUAUAACAACUUAUGAAGGGAAGCACAAUCAUGAUGUACCUACGGCAAGAACUAGUAGCCAUGACACUGCUGGACUACCGUCUGGGGCUGGACCACCAUCUGGGGCUGGACCAUUGAGGAUUGUAGCAGCAGAAAGUGACACAAUUAGCCUUGACCUUGGGGUUGGGAUCAGUUCUGCUGCUGAGAGUAGAUCAAAUGAGCAAUCACAAGCACUGCAUUCUGAACUUUCCCAAGGCCAACGUUAUGCUAGCAGUUCCAAUUUUAAGAUAGUUCAAGCAACAUAUUAUGGUGGCAUGAAUCAGUAUGGAUCAAGAGAAAGUCCCAUUGAUGGCCGUGGAAUCAACAUUCUACCAUUGAAUCAUUCUUCUUACCCAUGUCCUCAAAACAUUGGAAGAAUACUAACGGGUCCAUGAAUUUCUGAAAAUAAAAACAAAAAAUAAAUUGCUCUGGUAUAUUUUCUUGUCUUCUUUUCAGCACUUCUAAGAGAAAAAACAAAGGCCAUAACCGUGUUUGGAAAGUAUGAAUUGUUCUAUAUGUGAUAGUUGUCUAUGAGCUGAUGGUAGUUGAGUUCCACGUCUGCAAAAUGCCUUCCUAUUUAUAAUUAUUUCAGUUUGUAUUAACUUCUUAGAGCCCAAUGUUUUGUACAAAUGUGAAACUGAUGCAGCAGUAUUAUAAAGCAAAUUCUUGAAAUGGAAUUUGUUAGAAAUGUAUUCUAUAUUGUGUUUUUGUGUAAACUUUUGAGAGUAGUAAUUGUGAUUCUGAAUGUUUUAAAGUUUUUGACA